Messenger RNA from Helobdella robusta, 2634 nucleotides. RefSeq lists its product as hypothetical. Gene Ontology annotation, cellular component: membrane. The record is from RefSeq and is a predicted model, not a curated record. The transcript has 5 exons. The coding region runs from base 1 to 2634 and encodes 877 amino acids. Lineage: Eukaryota; Metazoa; Annelida; Clitellata; Rhynchobdellida; Glossiphoniidae.
AUGAGAGCCAUUGUGCCUAUUGAUGAUAGCUUCUCAAAAUGCCUCGCCUAUGCCAUUGCAACCUUCAAGUGUUGUGGCAUUCUGAAGUACGAAGACUGGUCCCAAAACACAAAAAUCCCAAACGUGCCUACCAGCUGCUGUAAAAAUCCGGAAAAAAUCUGCUUCCAUGAGAGAAACCAACAAAAUAUUAGUCUCAGAAACAAUGAUUUCGGCAGUAAUUUAACCAUAAUUGAUGCAAGUCACAGUAGUAAGGGUAGUAGUAGGAGUAGUAGCAGCAGCAGUAGUGGUGGUGGUGGUGGUGGUACCGACAGAAGCGACAAUCUCAAAUUAAGUAGUAGUGGUGGGAUAGAUGACGGUUUUAGAUUUAGAAGCAAUGGCAAUGAUGAUAAGAGAUUUGGCGGUGUUAGUAGCAACAACAAUUUUAGAUCUAGUGGUAGUAUCGUUGGUAGCCACUUUAGAUCUAGUGGUAGUAUCGGUGGUAGCCACUUUAGAUCUAGUGGUAGUAUCGGUGGUAGCCACUUUAGAUCUAGUGGUAGUAUCGGUGGUAGCGAUUUAAGCAGCAUUAAGAAUAGUAAUAGUUUUUGGAAUAACGUCGAUAAACUUGAUAACGGUAAAACGUUUCCGACUGCCACUGGUGGUAGUGGUGGUAGUGAUGGUAGCGCUGGUAGCAGUAGUAGUAGUAGUAGUGCUGUUAGUGAAGUCAAUGGUAGUGGUGGUGUUAACUUUUUGCAUAUUUAUAAAAAUAAUAAUAUGAAGAAUAAUAACAACAACCUCGACAACCACAACAACAACAAUAAUAAUAAUAAUAAUGACGUCAUUAAGUAUAACCAUAACAAAAACAACAACAUUAACCAUAAUAUAAAUCAAAGAUCGAUUGAUAAUAAUAAUAAUAAUAAUAAUAAUAAUAAUAAUGACAACACCCAUAAUAGCUAUGGCGAAGAUGAAAAUGAUGAAGAUGAUGAUGAGGAUGCUGAUGAUGCUGAUGAUGAUGAUGAAUACGUUAAUUAUGAUUACAAUAAUAAUUAUGAUAAUGAUGAUGGUGAUGAUUAUAAUGAUGAUGAUGGUGGUGAUGAUGAUGAUGAUCAUUACAACGAAUAUGUACAUGAGGAUGUGAGUAAAUUUAUGAUACCAAAUAAUUAUGUCAUAAAUUAUGAUAAUGAGGAUGGCAUAAAUUAUGAUAAUGAGUCUGCUGGCAUAAAUUAUGAUAAUUAUGGCAACAUCAGCAUUGUUCGUGUUGAUAGCGAUGACAACUACGCAAAGAGGGAAAUUAAUUAUUCAACAAAUAACUUUUUCCCGCCAAAACAAAACAACAACAACAGCAUCAACAAUAACUUCACUCGCUUCGAGGACAACAACAACGACAGCAAUGCCAACAUCAGAAACAUUAGCAACAACAAAAACAACAACAACAACAGCAUCAACAAUAACAUCGAAGGUAUUAAUAACAACAGCAUCGUCAAAGACAUCAUCAAAAACAUAAACAACAACCUUAACAUCAACAACAACAACAACCUUAAUAACAUCAACAACUACAUCAACAACAAAAUCAACAACAAUGAUGAUGUCAGCAACAACAACAACAAUAUAAACAAAAACAUCAUCAAAAUCGAUGACCUUACUAAGAACAACAAAUUUUACAACAACAAUUCUCGUAAAAACAACAACAAAUUUCACAAAAACAAUAACAGCAACAAUAACUUUCAUAACAACAACAACAACAAUUUUCAUAACAACAACAAAAACAGCAACCUUUUUAACAACAACAACUUUUAUCACAACAACAACAACAAAUAUCAUAACAACAACAACAACAAAUUUCACAAUUAUCCUGUUGACAACAUUAAAAACGACAACAUUAAUGGCGGCAUAUUUUUCAAUAAAUUUCACAACAUCAACAUCGACAACAUCAACAACAACAACAAAUUAAUUGACGACAAACGAACGUUAUACAACAACCACAACAUCAACAAAAACAACAUCCACAACAACCACAACAACCAAAACAACCACAACAUCCACAACGACCACAACAACCACAAAAACAAACACCACAACAUCCACAACAACCACAACAUCCACAAAAACCACAACAUCAACAAAAACAACAACCACAACAUCCACAACAACCACAACAACCACAACAUCAACAGCUUCAAAAACUUUGAAAAGAAUGAUGAUAGCAGUGUGAGCGCGUUAAAAAAUGGCGCGAACUCGCUGAUAAAUGGCGCGAGCUCGCUAAAAAAUGGCGCGAACUCGCUAAAAAAUGGCGCGAAUUCGCUAAAAAAUGGCGCGAAAGAGAAUGAAAACCGCGCUAAAAAUAUAAAUUCAUUUUUAAACAUGGACUCUACGGAGAAAACGCAACCAAACAAUGCAAACAUCAUCAAAGCAUCUGACUUUCAUUCAUCCAAAGAUGGAGAGAAGGACGGAAGUGUUAGAAUUAUAGGAGCGAAGGAUGGCGCUGAUGAUGACAAUUACAACGUUUUUGCUGAAGGCUGCGAGUACAAGUUUUCUGAAUGGAUGAAGAAGAUUUUCAAAAUUUUGAACAUCUGCUUUUACCUUAUCAUUGGCCUGGUGACCAUUCUCAUACCGACUGUGUAUUCUAUCUCAAGCCACGUCUUACUUCCGACUUUUUGA